Molecule: messenger RNA, 3126 nt
Organism: Exophiala bonariae
Lineage: Eukaryota; Fungi; Ascomycota; Eurotiomycetes; Chaetothyriales; Herpotrichiellaceae
Exons: 1
Coding region: 1-3126 (1041 amino acids)
Biological process (GO): mismatch repair
Cellular component (GO): MutLalpha complex
Molecular function (GO): ATP hydrolysis activity; ATP binding; mismatched DNA binding
Source: RefSeq, a predicted model, not a curated record
AUGGCCACCAUUAAGGCCAUCGAAGCCAAAUCCGUUCAUCAGAUACAAUCUGGCCAAGUCAUCGUUGACUUAUGUUCUGUCGCCAAAGAACUGAUCGAGAAUAGUUUCGAUGCUGAUGCCACUUCUGUCGAAGUUCGCUUUAAGAACUAUGGCUUAGAUUCUAUUGAGGUCCAAGAUAAUGGCUCUGGCAUCGCUCCCGCCAAUUAUGACAGUCUUGCUUUGAAACAUUACACCUCCAAACUCUCGAGCUACGAUGACUUGUCUAGCCUGCAGACUUUUGGUUUCCGUGGCGAGGCACUGUCGUCACUAUGUGCCCUUUCGAAAUUCUCCAUCACAACAGCACAGGCUGAUGAGGUUCCAAAAGGCAAGCACCUGGACUUUGAUGUAAUGGGCAGAUUAAAGUCGACCACAAUAGUUGCCUCACAGAGGGGUACCACUGCCUCUGUGGAGGGCUUGUUUGAAAGCUUGCCUGUGCGUCGCAAAGAAUUGGCCAAGAACAUCAAACGCGAGUAUGGAAAGGUCUUAGGUCUUCUCCAUGCAUAUGCUUGCAUUUCUGUCAAUGUCAAAUUCACCGUCAAGCAUGCCGUCUCUAAAGGCAAAACUAUGACAGUGUUCUCCACCAAGGGUAAUUCCACUACAAGAGAGAACAUUGCAAACGUCUAUGGAACAAAGACACUCAGUGCGCUGGUCGCCCUGGACUUGAAUCUUGAAUAUCAAACCACGUUGACGCAAGUGGCCCAUAAGGAGAAACACUCCAACAUUCAGGUACGCGGUCAUAUAUCCAGGCCUGUCUUUGGUGAGGGAAGACAGACACCAGAUCGCCAGAUGUUUUUUGUCAACGGUAGGCCUUGCGGAAUACCACAAAUUGCCAAGGCUAUCAAUGAAGUAUACAAAUCGUUCAACGUGUCGCAAUCACCAUUCAUCUUCGCGGACUUUAUAAUGGAUACCAAUGCCUACGAUGUGAAUGUGUCUCCAGACAAGAGAACCAUACUACUCCACGAUUCUGCGUCACUGGUGGAUAGUCUCAAGACUUCCUUGACCGAAAUGUUCGAUCAGCAAGACCAGACUGUGCCCCAGUCACAGUUUCAACUACCAAAGCUCCCAUCCUUCAAAAAAUUGAACGUUCCACAACAACAGACUUUGGAUUUAUUCGACAAGGAUUCCAGAGACACGCCUGACUCCGACCGGUCCGUAGGCAGAGAGAGGAGCGGGAGUGUGGGUGGUGAGGAUGAUGAGGAUGUCAUACCCAAGUCUUUGCUGCGCGAUCAGUUCAGACUAAUCACCAGCACAAGGGAGGAACCCGAUCCCGGUAUGGAUGAAACAAGGAAGGCGAAAAUGCAAGUAGAUCGAGCACGCAAGGCUCAAAAAAUUGCAAAGAAACUAGCAGAUGAUGCAGAAGGAGAUGCAGAAGAGAAUAAAGAUGACAAGGGAGAGUUGAAGGACGGAUUACAAGGGAAGCCUGAAGACGCAGACGAAGAUGUGAUCGAGAGCCUGGAAGAAGAAGAUGGGGCCUCGCAGACUGAAGCCGUCAGGAUACAUGUGAAAGACUUCAACGCACGAAUGGCCCCGCAAAAGGCACGGGCUUCGAUUGUGGACGCUUCUAUGACUCCGCAGGACCGAGAACAAGCAACGAGCAGGAUAACAGACCAUGAGGAUCAAGAUAAACCAGGACUUGUGACAAAUGCCUUCGAUCGGAUGAGACCAAGACGAGCGUCGGCAGAGCUGGCCACCAUCACAAUCGGGGAUAAGACAGUCACGACGUUCUUGGGUUCGCAACCGGCACAGUCUCAAAGCAUGGCUGCUAGAAAAUCAAACCCUUAUAAUGGCAAAACAUUGGCGACUCCCACACAGAAUAGCAUGACCUCAAGGUCAUUCUCGCAAGCAUUGAGACGGUUCGGAGCGUCAGGGACAAACACUGUUGAAACCGAUGAAGCAGCGGAUUCUGAAGAUGAGGUCCGGCGGCAGGAAUCCGACACAGAUUCCGAAAACGAAGCUCUCUCAGAAGAAGCCUCAGAAAACCCGGGGAGCGUGGCAGGGCCAGAGGAGCUCGACAGGGAAUAUACGACUUCUGCAAACGAGCUGAACGAGCAAUCAGACGAGGACUAUAUUGACGAAGCCGAGAAGAGACAAUUGGAAGAGGCCCGGGUGACAGAACUAAUUCGUUCCGCUGAAGAGAGUUCCAGAAUUCCGAGCAAAGAAAACAUGAAACGAGCGACAAAGGCAUUGGACGGAGGUCGGGCUAAAGACUCAAUCACCAAUCUUGCAACCACUGUUGAGAUUUCGAUAUCAAACAUCAGCCAACAGGUGGCGAGGCUGUCCAGGCUAGACACCCAACUUGCAAAUAAAACUCGAACGUCACUUUUUGAAAAGAUCGAGGCAGAUCCAGAAGAGCGGCUCUCUCUGACAGUUGCUAAAGCGGACUUUGCCAAGAUGAAAAUUGUAGGACAAUUUAAUCUCGGGUUCAUUUUGGCUGUGCGGCCGCAGGAACCGCAUGGCGACGAGUCGAAGCGUUCCAACGAAGAUGAGCUAUUCAUCAUCGAUCAGCAUGCUUCGGAUGAAAAGUACAAUUUUGAAAGACUCCAAGCCACAACGGUGGUUGGCAGCCAAAGACUUGUACGACGAGUCACGCUGGAUUUGACGGCAGUUGAGGAAGAGAUUGUUCUCGAAAACAAUGAGGCCCUGGAAAAGAAUGGGUUUCUGGUCGAGAUCGAUACCAGUGGGGCGAGUAUGGUUGGUCAAAGAUGCAGACUGGUCAGCUUACCACUGAGCAAAGAGGUGGUGUUUGGCAUUAAAGAUCUGGACGAAUUGAUCCAACUAUUGGCGGAAGCACCUGGAACGGGAAGCUCCGAAGUGACUCGUCCUAGUAAAGUGCGGAAGAUGUUUGCCAUGAGAGCAUGUCGAUCCAGUAUCAUGAUUGGCAAGACAUUAUCGUGGAAGCAGAUGCAGAAAGUGGUGGCACACAUGGGGACGAUUGACAAGCCUUGGAAUUGUCCUCAUGGACGUCCCACGAUGCGACAUGUAUGCAGUCUGAGCAAAUUUGAAGCAUGGGGUGAAGGAGAAGACGAAUACGGGGAAGAGAGGAUGAGUAUGGGGAAGGCACUGCAGAAUUAUGUAUGCGGAAACUGA